UAACCUUCUCCCAAUCCCUUCUCUUUUCUUCUCUAUCUAGCCAUUAUUUUGCUUCCUUUUUCUGAGUGUUGCUGAGUGUUUAAUUAUCAGAAACGGACCUGCAUUGGCUUGAAAACAUUCAUACGUCUAUAUAGCCUUUGUGCCAAAGAAUUACAUAUCUACACAGUUAAAAUUUCUUAACAUAUAUGAUGAAAGGUUUUAACAUGCUCUGUUGCAUGACUACUCUGCUACUUAUAGUUUUGCUACUCCCUAAGUUUGCAUUUGGUAGCCAUAAUUAUGGUGAAGCACUUACCAAGAGCUUUCUGUUUUACGAGGCUCAAAGAUCUGGUUACCUUCCUCAUGGCCAAAGAGUUCAAUGGAGGGGUAAUUCUGGUCUUAUGGACGGAAAAGCUAGUGGAGUGGAUCUAGUAGGAGGGUACUAUGAUGCAGGGGAUAAUGUGAAAUUUGGGCUGCCAAUGGCAUUCACAGUUACUAUGAUGUCAUGGAGUAUCAUUGAGUAUGGGAGGCAAAUGGGUGAAAGUGGAGAGCUUAGUAAUGCCAUGGAUGCUGUUAAGUGGGGUACUGAUUAUCUACUUAAAGCUCAUCCAGAGCCAGAUGUCCUGUAUGGAGAGGUUGGAGAUGGCAACACAGACCAUUACUGUUGGCAAAGACCAGAGGACAUGACCACUUCAAGAGCCGCUUACCGGAUCGAUCCAAGCCGCCCUGGAUCUGAUCUUGCCGGGGAGACAGCAGCCGCCAUGGCUGCUGCUUCCAUUGUCUUUAGAAAGAGCAACCCUGCCUAUGCCAAGGAGCUCCUAACUCAUGCCUAUCAGCUAUUCGAGUUUGCAGACAAAUACAGAGGCAAAUAUGAUAGCAGUAUUACUGUGGCCCAGAAGUACUACCGAUCUGUCAGUGGGUACGCGGACGAAUUACUGUGGGCCGCUGCCUGGCUGUACAAGGCAUCUAACAAGCCGUAUUACUUGAACUACCUCGGGGAGAACGGGGAUGCACUUGGUGGAACCGGUUGGUCCAUGACCGAAUUUGGCUGGGACGUCAAGUAUGCUGGUGUUCAGACUCUUGCUGCUAAGUUCCUAAUGCAAGGAAAUGCUGGUACCCAUUCACCUGUGUUUGAGAAGUACCAGGAAAAGGCUGAGAACUUUAUGUGUGCAUGUCUCGGAAAGGGUAACCAAAACAUCCACAAGAGUCCAGGAGGUCUCAUUUUCAGGCAGAGAUGGAACAAUAUGCAAUUUGUCACAAGUGCUUCAUUCCUUGCCACUGUCUACUCUGACUAUUUGGCCUCUGCUAGAAAAACCCUCAAGUGUUCAUCUGGCUCCGUAUCACCAACCGAGCUCCUGGCAUUUGCCAAGUCACAGGUUGACUACCUUCUUGGAGAUAAUCCAAGAGCCACAAGUUACAUGGUUGGAUAUGGAAACAAUUACCCGAGACAAGUUCACCACAGAGGUUCCUCCAUCGUCUCUGUGAAGGUUGAUCCUACUUUUGUUACCUGCCGUGGAGGUUAUGCUACCUGGUUUAGCAGAAAAGCGAACGAUCCCAAUCUUCUAACCGGAGCCAUUGUUGGCGGACCUGAUGCUUAUGACAAUUUUGCUGAUCAAAGAGACAACUAUGAGCAAACUGAACCAGCUACCUAUAACAAUGCUCCCUUGAUUGGUGUGUUAGCAAGACUCCAUGGUGGUAAAAGUGAAUUUAGUCAGCUUCUUCCAGUUGCUAUUCCUCAGCCAAAACCGGAUCCAGAGCAAAAAGUAACUCCAGCCCCAGCUUCUGACAUUGCUAUUGAGCAAAAGGAAACAUCUUCAUGGGUUCACAAGGGGAAAACUUACUACAGAUACUCAGCAAUAGUAACUAACAAGUCUUCUAAGACACUGAAGAACUUGAAGCUCUCAAUAUCCCAGCUCUAUGGUUCCAUCUGGGGUCUUUCAAAGUAUGGUGACUCCUACGUAUUUCCCGACUCGUUGCCAUCUGGAAAAACCUUCGAGUUUGUGUACAUUCACUUUGCUAAUUCUCCUGCAGUGGUCUCCGUAUCAAGCUACACUCUUGUCUAAAAUGCGAGAGUUUCUUUUUUGUGCAGUUGUUUGUAAUUUUCAACUUCUGGUUGGUUUGUAGUUUGAGUUAUUAGUGCUUUAGUUGAUGAUCAAGUGUAGGUUAAAUAAAGUAAGACGGAUAUCUGGAGGAAGAAAGGAGUGAAGAGACGAAUUAAAACAAGUGCUCAUCCUCUUUCUUCUCCCACUUCAUUUUGUCACAGGAUCGAUGCAUAGUAUUUGAAAGAAAUUUGCUUCUCCACAAAGAUCGUAUGAAGUCUUUCUUUUCCGUUGUAUUUAUGCAACUUCAAGGUUUUCGUGUUUAUAAUAUUUUCUCCUCUGGUUCUUGCGA
Molecule: messenger RNA, 2367 nt
Organism: Lycium barbarum (goji berry)
Lineage: Eukaryota; Viridiplantae; Streptophyta; Magnoliopsida; Solanales; Solanaceae
Product: endoglucanase 6-like
Exons: 9
Coding region: 186-2039 (617 amino acids)
Biological process (GO): carbohydrate metabolic process
Molecular function (GO): hydrolase activity, hydrolyzing O-glycosyl compounds; carbohydrate binding
Source: RefSeq, a predicted model, not a curated record